Messenger RNA from Syngnathoides biaculeatus (alligator pipefish), 3558 nucleotides. RefSeq names its product plasmalemma vesicle associated protein a (gene plvapa). Lineage: Eukaryota; Metazoa; Chordata; Actinopteri; Syngnathiformes; Syngnathidae. The coding region runs from base 1216 to 3237 and encodes 673 amino acids. Gene Ontology annotation, cellular component: caveola. The transcript has 7 exons. Gene Ontology annotation, biological process: regulation of vascular permeability; positive regulation of cellular extravasation. The record is from RefSeq and is a predicted model, not a curated record.
AGUUGGGGGGGGGGCGACAAAAAGAUUGCAAGCACAAACACUGAAUACACAUUUAGGCAUAUAAGUAUAUGAUUACAGCAUGUGUUUUGCAACUCAACAGCAUGAAAUAUUCCUGGUAAGUGGAUUCUAAUUAUCGAUAUUAUAUAACACUUGUCUAAAGGGUUUUCAAGACAUUAAUGGGAGUCGUCGGUUUAAGGUUUUAAGGUUUUGUUCCUCAAAACUAUCAGGCAGAUGUGCUUACCAGUCGUCAACCGUGCUGUCCACUUUUAAUUAAUUACAUAUAAUUAUUUGGAUGUUACUGUGCACCUCGUAUGACUUACAAAUAAACAGUUCAAACCCACUCCCCAACUUGAAACCUAAAAUUAUUUUAUUGGUUAUUACUGAGAACUUACAAAUUAACUGAUGGUUUAAAUGUCUUGGUUUUGAUAUAACAAAUGGAAAAAGCCUGCUGAUCUCUCAUAUACUGGAAUAUACACAUUGGAACAAACACUACGUCUUUCAAAGUGAGUUACACUGUGCAGCCAAACAAUCCUUGAAUAGAUCUCAAAAAGGGAGGAAUGUUGCGCUGCACAUCUUCCCGUCCCGAUGUUUUCACAGGAGAAUAAAAAAUGACCCACUUCAAAUUCAAUUUCUCCCAAAUGUCCCUAUGUUUAUGUCUUGCAUUUUCUCUAAUAUCCUGCGUUUGUUGGCGCCUUUCUAUCUACAAGCCAGGACAUUAGAAACCUUUGGCCAUCAACAUCUCUAUGACUUAGUGCUUCCUGUCAAGAUGAGGCCUGGCGGAUCAACAAUGCCUGGCAGGAAAAAAAAAGUGAUGACUGUUACUGUCAAGCCAGUACUUCUCAUUUUGAAUGUGUGUGUGUGUGUGUGCACGUCCUGUGAGACAGAGGGCAGCUUACCCACGUCAUCAUGUUGGACUGAGACUCAGUGCAUCAAAGAGCCUCCCAUAGAGAACAACCUGAACCAUUGUCCUCCUGGCGGGACUCCGCUUCAACAACACGCAUACAAGACUUGGAGGAGAGCUUCAGUCGGCUCUCCAUUGAGAAUGUCGCUCUCCGGCAGCAGAGGAGGAACCUGACAACACUACUCAACGUCACCCUGACCGAGAAGACCCGCAACGACUGGGACCUGUUGAGAAUUCGACGGUUGUCAAACAUCUCUGUCACGUUUAUUCAAGACCUGGACAAGAAACUGCAAGAGACAAAUCUUGAACUGGUGAUGUGCAGGAACCAGGCGCGUUUGCAACAAAACUGCCUACGACCUCAAUUGGCAACAGUGUCUCAGAUUGGAGGUUGUAACUGUAACCUGCAGAUGGAGCGUGUGACUUCAAAACUCGAACUUGUGGAAUCCAACUUUACGCAAACAAUACAGAAGAUGAGAAUGGACAUGGACCAGAUUACCAAAGACAGGGACAACUUUAACCUGGAAGCCAUCCGUCUAAGAAGAGAGAAGACCCUCCAUCUAAAGGAGAUUGAAUUUUGCAUACAAAGUAGCAAAGAAGACUUUGUUCAGUCCCUGAGUGGUCUCUCCAAUGUCUCAAGAGCUUUUCUACUGAAGAUUGAAUCUCUCUUCCCGGAGCACAUUGCCUUCCAGGUCACCUGUGAGAAACAGAGAGAGCACUUGGAGCAGAUCCGCACCAACUGCACCAGUUUGUCUAGAGCGGUGGAGGACCGGUUCCAGAGGUACCUGAAUAAUGUAGGCGAUAAGAUGUCUGAGAUCCAGUCUCAGAACAGCCGCUUGAAGGCUGAGAACCUGCGACGGUCUGAUGACUACCGUGUAUGCAGUCAAAACCGCUCUGGUCUAAUCAUAGAGCACAGACAAACCCUAGAGAAGCUUCAGAUGAAAUACGACAAGGACUAUGAGGGGCUUCUUUUGGAAAAAAGCAGGCUCAGCAGAGAUAUUGAAGUCCUGGAAAAGGACAUCAAUUACAAAAAUAAAGACAUACAAUACCUCACAGAGCAACUUCGGCAGCUCAACAUUUCCUGCAUUGCUAAGAUUGGACUUGGUGGUUUACCAGGAACUGGCAUGGGACAGUUAGGGAGGGGAGGUUCCUCAAAUUUUGGGUCAACGGCAUUAAAUCCAAGUCUUGGCUCAACUGGGUCAGGAUUAAAUAGGUUAGGAUCAACUGCGUUGGGCUCCUCAAAUUCUGGGUCAACUGCAUUAAAUCCAAGUCUUGGCUCAACUGGCUCAGGAUUAAAUAGGUUAGGGUCAACUGGGUUGGGCUCCUCAAAUCCAAGUUCAACUGGGUCGGGAUUAAACAAAUACGGAUCAACGGGGUUGGGCUCUAGUCUUGGUUCAGUUGGGUCAAGAUUAAACAAACCAGUCUCACCAGUGUCACGUUCCUCUGGUACUGGCUCAACUGGGCUUGGGUUAAACAAACCAGGCUCAACAUUGUUGGGUUCCUCAAGUGGAUUAAACAAACCAGGUUCAACAGGGUUGGGCUCCUCUGGUCUUGGCGCAGCUGGGUCAGGAAUAAAUAAACCAGUCUCAACAGCUUCAGGUUCCUAUGGUUUUGGCUCCACUGGGUCAGGAAUAAAUAAACCAGGCUCAACAGGUUUAGGUACCUCUGGUCUUGGCUCAGCUGGGUCAGGAAUAAAUAAACCAGGCUCAACUAUGUUAGGCUCCUCAAGUCUUGGCUCAAAUGGGACCGCAUUAACCAAACCAGGGUCAACGGGGUUGGGCUCUUCAAGCCUUGGGACAACUGGGUCAAGAUUAAAUCGAUUAGGAUCAACUGGUUUGGGAUCUUCAACUCUUGGCUCAAUUGGGUCAGCAUUAAACAAACCAGGUUCAACAGUGUUAGGUUCUUCUGGCCUUGGCUCAACUGGGUCAGGACUGAACAAACCAAGCUCAACAGGGUUAGGAUCCUCUGGUCUUGGUUCAACUGGGUCAGGAUUAAACAGCCAAGGAUCAACUGGUUUGGGCACUUCAAGUCUUAGCUCAACUGGAUCAAAUAAAUCAACAUCAAGUCUUAAAAGCUCUGGUCCUGGGUCAAGUGGGUCGUCUAGUUCUGUAUUUUCCUGGUUCGGGCUUGCGCCAAGCAACAGUAACACAGGACAAAGUAAACCAGGAAGUGGAACAGGAAGAGGAACAUCAAGUGGAUCUUCAGUUGGAACAGGACGGACUGGUGGUCUGGGAGGUGGAUCACUCAGCGUUGCUCAGCACCUUGAAGCUCUGCAACGUAUCAUCAACCCCUCCUAUUCCAAUGAAGAGCGACAAGAGCUGUCCAGAAUGAUGGGUUAGUCUAUCGCAAAGAAGACUGAAAACUGCAAUGGAUUUAUCAAUGCCAGCUCAUAAAAUUUACCAUGCUAUUCAUAAAUGUGCUUUAUAAUAUGCUCUCUUGAAGAUGCUGAAUACUAAAGUAUGCACAUUCAAAAGAAUAUACAAACUUAAGCACUUUUUUUUUUUACGCAGAAUGGGAAAUGUGUAUUUUAAUCACAUGUAUCUCGAAGUGUGUACAACCAUGAGAAGAAGCCUAUGUGGUAUUUUUAAACUUGUAAAUACAGAAGUCUUUGUUUAUUUGUGCCUCUCUCUUUUUAAUAAACAAAUGUACUUGAGAUAUUA